Molecule: messenger RNA, 4530 nt
Organism: Varroa destructor (honeybee mite)
Lineage: Eukaryota; Metazoa; Arthropoda; Arachnida; Mesostigmata; Varroidae
Source: RefSeq, a predicted model, not a curated record
AACUGGUUGCAGCCUACCUGUCAAUGCUGCAUUCUAACGUUUUAUGCUUUUCAACGUAUAACAGGUACUCUACUACAGUGCGACUUUCAUUGUAUCCGGCAAAUAUUACAGAAUCUAACAAGUUACAUAGGCUCCAUUGUGCGUCAGCGAUGCUUUUGUAGUUCAUAUUUUCCAAGGAGAGACAAAACGAGUAAAUGGCUGUGUCUGACGUGACAGUGUGAACUUUCACGUGACUAUACCGGACGAGCGUGGAUCAGCUCUCUCUAGGAUCUCAGGCUGGACGCCGAGGUCGAAUAGGCGGGCGGGAUUAGAGCAGCGUUGACAGCUUUGUUUUGCUGAUGUCAGGAUGAGUUCCGAAAUUUAUGAUAACGCGAAAACAUCCAAACCCAUUUCGAUCGAUGCCCAAAAGCGAAAAGAGAUCAAGCAAGAAUUUUUCUUCGGCCUGGGCCUGUUGUUCUUUCUCGGAUUCGUGGGAUGUUUGCUUUACAAGGUCAUUUACAAACACGUUGAGUAUCUGCUUCAGGACCUGUAGGGAGAACUUCCGUAAAAGCCUUUGCAAUCCACUUGUGAAAAGUUGACGAAUAAACGACUACUGGCUUGUAUGAAACGUCAGCAUUGGGUUUAGUGAACGAAAGACUUUCUGAACGUGAUUCGAUCAGUUUCAAUAAUUCAUAAACAUGAAUCAGGCACGUUUCGAAUUUCUCAAGAUGGCAGAUGCACAACUAAAAGUAUCUCAGCAAGAGGACGAGUUUCGUGAAGAAGUUCUUGAGCACAACAAAGUUUUCGAACAGAUAAAAGGUGGGAUUCUAGACGGCGAACGAGAGCGACGUAGCCUCGAAGAAAGCCUCAAUCGCCUCCGCCUUUCAAAAGUUAUCGAAGCUUUAAGGCGAUUGAACCAACGCGAAGAUUUCAACGGGGCCUUAGAGCAUCUCGUACAGCAACUUACUCAAUUUUCUAACUUGCUAAAAUUGGUUGAUGGAACUCCUAUUCGAAAUGCACAACCUGUCGACACACAAGAAUUUCUUGAGCAACUCGAUCAGCUGACAAAUAGUUGGCGCUCAUUUGAUGACGCUUGCCCUGAGAUAAUAACUCUUAAUAAGGAAAUAGAGAGCAUGCGAAAAAGACUGCAACAGUGUGAAAAAAUGGUUCGGCAAACUGUAGUCAACCAGAUGCUCGUUGACAUUUAGGCCUAUGAAUUAAUUUCAUACUGUUUUUUUUUACUAAAACGAAGUAGUAAAUGAACUCCACUAUUGAAGACGGAGUCACAAAGUAUAAUUCUGCUCCCAACUGGCGAACAUAUAUAUGUCUCUAUUUUAGCUCGAUGGAAAACGAUUAGAGCCACUUUUGUUGAAGAUGAAAGGUGAUGCAUGUGAGAAGGCAACAAAACUGCAUAAACAGUAUAUGAAUAGUGAGAAUUUACAUACAAUUACUUCCGUUUAUCUUAAUGAAAAGUUAAAAAACCUCUAGGUGCGCGCCAUUCCAUAAAUAAACGUUGUUAUAAUAACUGCUGGAAAAUGCUUUUUAGAAAAGUGUAAUUAAAUGUAUUAGGCAGUAUGCGUGAGUUUUAAAAAAAGACGCCGCUCUAAGGAUUGGAUAUGCACCGUAAUGGUGCACUAGGACAAUUGGCAUACAAGCAUUCAUUGGCGUGGUCUUCAUAGAGCGCCCUUAUCAACGUUUCUGCCCCUAACUGUCGUAGAAACAUCCUUCCCGCGUUCAUUCAUUGAGGCAAUUUUGUUCUAUCUUCGCUAUAUGUAUUUUCUUCACUCAAGCUAUUCUUUUUCUUCACUAUUUGUGUAUUUUGAUAGUCAGAUGAUAUUUUGUAUGAGUAUGUGACCAACCAUAGCGCUUGCAUCUUCGCGUACCACAAAUGCUUGUUUAUUUAUAAUCUUCAUACAAUUUUUUACUUAGUUUUGGAUAACUUAGAAUGACACAGAACCAACAUUAUUUGGAUUACUAUGCGAAAAAAGAUUUUAAUCAGUAAUAAAAGUUACUAGUUUCAUAUUACAGCUGCUUAGGUAAAUCCGGAAAAUAGUAUAAAAAAUCAGAGGUAAAUAAAACAAUGCAAAAAAUACCUCAGUAAUCCUUUUUCUACAAUGCGAGGCUACACUUUUAUAAUAAUAUGACACUAAUGUAGUAGUAAAAAUAUUAUUAUUUUAGAAACAAGACAUGGCGUGAAUCGGCAGUUUUGUCUCAUAUUUAGAAAACAAAAAAUGAACCAAGAAAUGUCAGACAUAUUUAUCCUAUGUACAUAUAUAAUGCGCGGAAUUAUUCCCUUAGCCACAGGGAUGAAGCGCCAAAGGUUCGUUACUAUUACUUUGUGGCAUAAUAGUGCAGAGAGACCUAAGCUAUGCGCGACACAAAGAUUCUUGGAUCUUAUUAUGAGAUGUAGUAAAAAUAGUCACUUAAAAACAUGCCCUUUUGUAUAUCGCUAGUUUUCUGUUCAUAUUCAUGCCACGAUUACUUUGAAAGUUUAAUUUUUCGAAAUCAAAAUAAAAAUCAAAUUAUUGUCUACUAUUUUAGCAAUAUUUACAAUUAUUGUUAGUAUCGCGAUUUUCGUAAUCGCCAAUUCCCAUAGGUAAACAGAGCGUGUAUCCAUCGGUAACUAGCGUACUGUUUUUUUGGGACUUAGUCUGAACAAAGUGGCCUUUUUUUAUAGACCUGUGUUGCAUCGCAUCGAGAAAAAGGUGAAUUGUAGAUUUAUUGUUUCUCCUAUUAUCUUAAUCACCUGUUAGUCUUUCUGGCACUGAAUAAAGAUUACUUAGUUAGUUUUUAGGCGAACACGUGCCGAUGCUGGCUUGUAAAGCUGUAAAGUUAUUUGUAAACUCAUAAGUGAUUAAGGCGGACUUACUAGCAGAUAGAAGGGUUAGGUUAGGUUAGGUUUUCAUUUAUACCCUGUUGAGCCCACUAGAACGUAUCGCGAAUCAAUGUAAAUAUUUACUAUGUGGACCCAGAGGGUUAUUUUACUGAAGCUCGCGUUUUCCAAGAACCUCGAGUCUGACGAUUUUUGUACCACUGAAAGCGAAGUGUAUUUAAUAAUAGUCUCGAAAGUUUUCAACCUUGAGAUACGUCCUUUUGGUUUAACCGAAAUUAAUUGAUAUUUUUGCGAAAUUGAGAAACUUAGCUUCACAUUACUUUUUAUAUCUUCAUAUAAAAUGAAAAAAAAUAUGGCAUUAUCUGAACAGAUUGAAUGAAAAGUUAUCUAACGUUUCGUAAUCUACAUAGCUAAAAAAUUCGACAAAAAGGUUUUAUUUUAAAUAAGUGAAUCGCCUUAAUGUUACCUUUAUUUUGCUUUUAUAUACAUAACAUGUGUGUAUAUUACGUAAGUGAAUAAAGGACAUUAAAUUACAAAAAAUCUCAUAUUUGUUGACACAAAUUAAAAAGAAUGCUACCAAACUGUUUAUAGAAGAACAAUAUUAAAUAUACUCUAAUUUAAAAAAUUCAGUCUUAAGUUUUUAAUUCAUUUUAUUUAAUUCUAUGAACAGAAAUUACUUUCUUUAUGGUUUAGCACAGGAUUACUACUAAUUGUAUCCACUUUUAGACGGAGAUCUUUGCAUUGAUUUGAGUUUUAAUGUCAAUGAAUAACAGAUACAGCCGGAAAGAAAUGAUGUUUUCUGCUCUACUAGCUUUACUUGAGAAAACGCGAAAUAUAAAGGGCAGACUAUAAUGAACAGACUAUACGGUAAUCGACUAUGACCAUAACAACCCUUGAUUGCUGACUACUAAAUUAUUCGUACGCAUUAACUGCUCAUGGUGAUAGCAGAAAAAAUCAUAAUUAAUCCACGAUAUUUUAAUCGGCUGGCAUCUAUUUGACUACAAUUAAAAGUCCAAAAGAAAUUACAACUCAUAUACUCAUCUAAGACUCUACAACUAUGAAGACGGCCAAUGUGCUGUACUUGGUCAGGGCGUACCACGUUGGUCAGCGAACUGAAAAACGAGACGUAAAUAUGGCCGUCGCAUUACGUGCAAGUACAAAUUGUGACGUAACGAUAACGUGAGCCUACGAUCGAGGUUUCGUAGUCACACUUGUACACGGAUUUGUCGACUAUAAAAUCAUGAAUCAUGCAGUUCCAGGAAUUUUUGUCACUUUAAUUCGUUUUUUGACGUAUCGAAGUGCAGUAAAGCAUUAAAAAAGUCCAUGGCGGACUUAUGUCACGGUUGGCUUUGGACCGCCUUCAUUGAGAGUACCAGAGCUUUCCGGGUGUUCUUGAGAUUUGCUUGACUGUUCCACAUGUAGCUGUGACACAAACUGAAUACGAAAAAUGCAGAGAAAGAACUAACAUUCAGUGCGUGCUAAGGUUUAUAUACUCGUUUUAAAUAUUAUAUAUUUAUGACGAUGUGAUCUGGUAGCGCACCAACACUGAUGUACAUACAGGGUGUAUUUGCAUCUCGGUGUCUAUUUUCUCGUGUAUUGCACUACGGCAGAUCGGCUAACGAACUAAAGAACGUUGAGGGAAAAUAUUACUUAGCUUUGCAUUAUUUUCAGCAUCUAUUUGUCGUUUGCUGCGAAAUAUACAAAAGUAAAUAAUUGAA